Molecule: messenger RNA, 3104 nt
Organism: Cyprinodon tularosa
Lineage: Eukaryota; Metazoa; Chordata; Actinopteri; Cyprinodontiformes; Cyprinodontidae
Product: plastin-3-like
Exons: 16
Coding region: 148-2010 (620 amino acids)
Biological process (GO): actin filament bundle assembly; actin filament network formation
Cellular component (GO): cytoplasm; actin filament bundle; actin filament
Molecular function (GO): calcium ion binding; actin filament binding
Source: RefSeq, a predicted model, not a curated record
UCUCCUCCUUCCUGAGGAGGCGGGGAGGAGGAGGAGCAGCUCCAGCAGCCGGGUGGUGUCAGCCCUAAAAGCCGGGGCAGAGCAGCAGAGGCAGGCUGACAGGGACACAUUUCACCGCACCAAUCCAGCAGACCACAGGUCGUCAGCAUGUCUACGAAGGUGAGCGCCGAGGAGCUGGAGGAGAUCAGGGAGAGCUUCCAGAAAGUGGAUGUGGACGGUAGCGGCUACAUCUGCGCCUCUGAGCUGGGCGACCUGUUCCGGGAGGUGGGCUGUCCGAUGCCUGGGUACCAGAUCCGGGAGCUGCUAGAGAAACUGGACCGGGACAAAGACAGCAAGAUCAACUUUGAGGAGUUCACGUCUAUCUUCCAGGAGAUGAAGGACGACCGCAUGGCUCAGGGUUUCAGGAAAGCUCUCAGCAAGAAAGAAGGCGUUGUAGCCAUCAAAGGCACCAGUGAAAUCUCCAGUGAGGGAACCCAGCACUCCAUCUCUGAGCAGGAGCGCUUCGCCUUCGCCAACUACAUCAACUCAGCUUUGAAGGAGGACCCAGACUGUAAACACAUUCUGCCCAUUGACCCAAACACCAGUCAUCUGUUCAAAGCCGUGUCAGACGGCAUCAUACUCUGUAAACUCAUCAACCUGUCCGUUCCUGACACCAUCGAUGAGAGGACGAUUAACAAGAAGAAGCUUACCCCUUUCACCACCCAGGAAAACCUGAACCUGGCUCUGAACUCCGCUUCAGCCAUCGGGUGCCAAGUCGUCAACAUCGGCGCCCAGGACCUGAAGGAGGGGAAGCCUCACCUGGUGCUGGGUCUCCUCUGGCAGAUCAUCAAGAUCGGACUGUUUGCAGAUAUACAGCUGAGCCGCAACGAAGUCCUGGCGGCGCUGCUGGAGGAGGGGGAGACUCUGGAGGACCUGAUGAAACUCAGCCCUGAAGAGCUGCUGCUGCGGUGGGCCAACUUCCAUCUGAGGAAGGCUGGCAUGACCAUCUCCAACUUUUCUGGAGAUAUUAAGGACUCUAAGGCGUAUUUCCACUUGCUGGAGCAGAUCGCUCCAGAUGGCACCAAGGAGGACGUUCCUCGGGUUGAGAUCGACAUGACUGGUCUCUAUGAGAAAGACCUUCGGAAGAGAGCCGACUGUCUGCUGAAACAGGCCGACCUGUUAGGAUGUCGUCAGUUUGUGACCGCCACCGAUAUUGUGACAGGAAACGCCAAACUCAACCUGGCCUUCGUGGCCACACUCUUCACCAAACACCCGGCCCUCACCAAACCCGAAAACCAGGACUGGAAUCUUGAGAGUGAGACCAGAGAGGAGAGAACUUUCCGGAACUGGAUGAACUCGCUAGGAGUCAGUCCACAUGUUCACUACGUCUACGGAGAUCUACAGGACGCCAUGGUGAUUCUGCAGUUGUAUGAAAAGAUCAAAGUACCGGUGGACUGGGGCAACAGAGUCAACCUUCCUCCUUUCAAGGGAGUAGGAGGAGGUCGCAUAAAGAAGAUUGAAAACUGUAACUACGCUGUGGAGCUGGGAAAACAGAAAGCCGGAUUUUCCCUGGUGGGGAUCGGAGGUCAAGACCUGAAUGAGGGAAACGAGACUCUCACCCUGGCGUUGGUGUGGCAGCUGAUGAGGAGGUACACUUUAAACAUCCUGGAGGACCUCGGAGACGGAGAGGUGGCUGGAGAAGAUCUGAUCAUCUCGUGGGUCAACAAGACUUUGAAGGAAGCCGGCAAGAGUUCCUCCAUCAAAAGCUUUAAGGACAAAUCUAUCAGCACCAGCCUUCCAGCUCUGGACCUGAUUGAUGCCAUCCAGCCUCAGAGCGUGAACUAUGACCUGGUGAAGAGAGAGAGUCUGUCCGACGAGGACAAGCUGGACAACGCCAAGUAUGCCAUCUCCAUGGCAAGGAAGAUUGGCGCCAAAGUCUACGCCCUGCCUGAGGACUUGGUAGAAGUCAACCCCAAAAUGGUGAUGACCAUCUUUGCCUGCCUGAUGGGGCGGGGCAUGAAGAAGGCCUAAGGAGCAGCGUGGACACACCUACCCACCCUGAUUGACACACACACACACAAGGACUGUCUAAUCCUGCUGAGAUAUCUGAUUUGUUUUAGUUUAGACAUUUUUUUUUCCUGUGCUCUCUGACUUUUAAGAGAAACAUCAUCCAAAAGCUGAGAUGUGAGCAGCAAUAAUAAAAAAAUAAUCAAGUUCACAAUCAUUCAAAUAUUUAGGGUUACAUCUAACUUGGAGUAAAAAUUAGAGAUCACUGAUGGGACCACAUGCUCACCUGUAGAGGAAAUAGUGUGUUAGCUCCUGUGACAGAUGUUAUGGCUCUGUGUAAUUUCAUGUUUUCUGUAUGUCACUGCUUUCUCAGCUCUGCUGUUUGGCAUCCUGCUCACAUUUAUCAAAAUAAGCCAUAAAAAUCCUCACAGAUGCCUUGAAUUGUGGCCUAGUUAGAUUAUAGAAGGUCUGUACAGUGGAUGUCGUUUAUCAGGACUGAGACUGAAUAUAUCCAAAAAAUAUUAUGUUCUAGAAAGAAGGCAAAAAAUUCAUGAAACCUGGGUAUAAAUAUUUCUUUCCAACUUUUUCUAACCUUAAUAAUAUUAAAGUAGUUAUUUCAUCACACUAGUUUGCUGUUUUCUUGUAGUUUUCACAAUCAAAUUGUGAACAAAUGCUGAAGCUCAAUGUGUUUUUCCUCUCCACCGUCGCUGCAUGCAUGCUCGGUGUGAGGGAUUGCUGCAGAGUCAUCCACACUAUGCAAGCGACUUUAAUGUCUUCACAUGUUAAUCCAGAAGGAGCGAAUCCUGAGAAGUCAGUGCCUUGAUGCAGUCAAGGAAAACUUCAAACCAAUCUGGCUGGAGGAGCUGAUUGUCUCUCUAAAGUGCCUUGAGAUGACAUGCUGUGAAUUGGGGCAGUAGAAAUACUUCCGAAUUGUAACUGAAUUUAGUUUUGCUGCUUUUUCACACAUUCCUCUGCAUCUGUAAUGUUUUAAAACUCAUCUGUCAAACAAGUCAUUCACGUUUCUGCUUUCCAAUCAUUUCAGUCCAGUUCAAGCUGGCUGAAAACACUCUGUGUACGAUCAUAUCUCUUGUUUUAAAUAAAUAUGUUUUUUCAUUGGU